CAUGUUAUCAUAUUUUGAAAAAUAUUAAAAAAAAACACUCACUGUUUAUUGUGCUCAACAAAUAUAUUUCAAUAUAUCCUACUAGACAAUCAUUCACAAACUGAUCACCUAUGGUUAUCAUAAGCUCGUGUCGUAAGGUGUUGGGUUUUGAAUAAUAUAUGAACAACACCUUUUGUAGAGUCCACCAUGGCAAAAUCAUACUCAAUGUGAUAUGAGUACGACGACCCCUUAUUUCGAUUCCAAAACAUGUUUUUUAAGCAAUCCAAAGCUGAAAAAAGCUCUCUCGGCACUUGAAGUUGCAAUCGAUAAAAUCAAUAUAACUUUGAGAAGCAAACAGACCCAUGAAUAUGAUAGAUUCAUUUUUUCUCCAUCAUCAAAUCAGCUAAUUCAAAUUUUCAUUUUAAUCCACAAAUAACUCAUCAUGUUUAACACAAUGAUAAUUUUCUCCAAAUCCCGUAGGAGAAAAGAAUCCGGAAAGGUGACCAAACUCUUUGGGGUAAAAUCGUGUUUUAGAAUAUGGAAGGAAUUAGGCUUCGUUCAUGAAUUUAAUUUUAGACUUUGGAAAAUUGGGGAUAAUGUCUACACGUUUAUAAGUACAUUUAUUACAAAACUACAACAACAAAUGAAGUGUAUCGAAGUCUGUUCGAGAGGGGGGGGGAAUCAGUCGUGCCAAGCCUAGUUUUGAGAGAUCUCAGAGGAGAUUGAGGAGGAGAAGAUGGAUAGAUUGGCGAUGAUUCUAUGGAAUAUGUGGAACGAAAGGAACAACCACUUAUUCAAUAAUAAAAAGGCGGAGGAAUGGGAGGUGGUGGGGAGAGCCCUAUCUUACUACGAGGAAUUCACAGCGGCAAGACAGAAAGAGGAAGAGAGGAGGGAACCCACACCUGUGAAAUGGAGGAAGCCACCAACGGGUUGGAUCAAAAUCAAUGUCGACGUCGCAGUCUUCGCCGGAGAAGGAACUGGUUCGGGGGUUGUUGCAAGGGAUUGGAGCGGGCUUUGUAUGCUGGCAGCUGUUCGUCGAGACCGACGUCAGUGGAAGCCGGCAAUUGCUGAACUGAAGGCGAUGGACGAGGGUGGUGAUUGAGUCGGACUGCCAAGAGGCGAUUGGGAAGAUACAAUGUGAAGUGGAGUCCUUAACAGAGGAAGGCGAGCUCGGAGCAGAAAUUUGGGCCAAGGCCCAGUCACUGGGGCAGAUCCAAUGGAAUUUCACCAAGUGGGAGGGUAAUAUUGUGGCCCAUACUAUGGCCCAUUUAUAUUGUGGAUGGGAUGACAAGGAGAUCUGGGAGGAUAGGCCGCCUGCGUGUCUACUCUCGCAUCUUGAAGCGGAUUGUAAUAUUUUUGAAGGCUAAUUAAUAAAAUCCCAGGUGUUCAAUUAAAAAAAUAUGUUCACAAAUACCUACUGUUUUAUACAUUUGAAUAAAAUAUACAACCAUUUGUUUUUAUUUUUUCCAGUUUCCAUCAAAUUGCUAUCGAAAUUCAUUAAUUUUCUCCCAAAAUUUAGGAGUGUCCCAAGAUAAUCCUACCCUCCACAAGAGUCCGCCACUACUAACAACCGGACCAUAUUAUAUUUGAUUCUAUAUGAUCUGAUCCAAACAUUGAUUUGAUCUGAUACGAACCACCCACUCAUAGUGGAGACUAAUAUCAUUAUCAGCAUAUCAUGCAAUGUGCAACAUAUAAAUUCAGUGAAAUGCUAGCUUGUCUUCCGACAGUAAGCUUUUAAGAAUUUAAUACGUUCCGGUGUACCAAAUGUAUUGUAAAAGGACAUCCUAUCUAACAUAUAGAUGGUUCAGGCUAAGCCUAUUGAGUUUUAUUAUUUACAUAAUGAAUUCAUCAUGUAUAUUAAUGAUAUUAUACUCUAACAAUUCAUUUAAAUUCAUUGAAAUUUGGGUAAUGAUAUGAGAAUUCUAGAAUUAAUUCUUUGAACCCAAAUCAUAAGAUUAAUUCAAUAAAAUAAUAAUAUUUUACUACUUUGAUUUGAGGAAAUAUAUCAAAAUACAUUUAAUAGAUAUGAAUGUGGAUGAUGAGCCUUUUGCCAUAUAUAUACUACGACUAACAAUAGAAGGGCUAGAUGUACAAAAGAAGAAACAACUGAACAUGCAACUUAUCAAAAGGUUUUGGUCUACCCAUCUGCAAUAACUGUCGUAUAUAACCCGGACCCUCAAUUAUAAAAUGGAUGCAUGUAAGAGGCUGAGAUUCAUACAUAUAUAAAUGUAACGUGACCUAUCAAUAUGCCAUGACAUGUGACCUAGCUAGUUAGCUAUUUCAUAAAUGAUAUUGUGAGUGUUCGACCAUUAAUGAUCCGUCUCUCCGUGGAUCCACACGCAUUAGAUUUUUGUUGGAUUUGAAUCAAACACAUUAGUUUUGUGACUCAUGAGGAAAAUAAUCAAACUAGCAAGGUAGAUAUAUAUUGAUAGCUAUUCGCUACUUUUCAAAUUAAGUUGUGUAUUACUUCUGCCAACCUAAUUUUGAGUUGUUUGGGUCUAACGAUAAUUUGUAUUGAAUUUUUCAGGCUUUCAUUUAAGGCCUUUAAGAAGUAUUUAUAGUGUUUAUUAUGAACACUCUUUUUGGUUUGCUCUGAUAUCAUGAUCUUGACGACACAGUCCACAUAGCUAGGUAUUAAGCCCAGAGUUGUGAAAAACUGAGGAACACUCGAACGCCCUAAUCAUAUGCUAGUUCAAUAGCUAGGGAGAGACUUCGCCUAUCUACCUUCGCACAUUAUUAGUGAUAGUAAUGGCAGACAAGAUCUCAGAUGGAGUUGUUGAAGCUAGAAAGGGCUUCACUUAACUCAGGAGAGGACUUAUUGUGAACUUUGAAGGGUUCUCUCUACCUCUUUGAGGAUUUUGUGAUCGGGUCUCGCCAUCUAUCCACAAAUCAACAAGCAAAUACAAUUAGAUAAAAGUUUAAUUAUGGU
Linum trigynum is the source of this 2908-nucleotide messenger RNA. The record is from the annotation of a GenBank genome assembly. Lineage: Eukaryota; Viridiplantae; Streptophyta; Magnoliopsida; Malpighiales; Linaceae.